Messenger RNA from Geodia barretti, 1156 nucleotides. Lineage: Eukaryota; Metazoa; Porifera; Demospongiae; Tetractinellida; Geodiidae. The record is from the annotation of a GenBank genome assembly.
GGGAAAAUGCAAUCCAGGCUCAGUUUGACGGGAGUUUUAUUGGCCACAGCCUGCCUGCAUUUCGUCAGGACAGCCAAACUAAACGAUGGGCCUCCGAAAAAGUAUGCAAUUCAAGUGCAGGACUCAUACAUCGACGAGGUACCAAAGUUUGGAACAGUGAUAAAAUUCAAUAUUGACAUGGCAAACACUGCCGAGGGGAAAGCUCCGUAUGAAGUCACAAUCUCCCCCGACCUCUGCUGUCUGGAAAUAUCCCAGAAUGACUUUGAUUGUGACUCAAUGCAGCUGCGACCCCCAAAAACACUCCACUUGGGCCAGAUUGACAGAUUCGACAACAAGACCGGAAGUGUUUCUUUCCUCUUUCGAAACUUGUAUUGUAGGUUCAGGAAAGGAAACUGCACAUUCAUUAUCUCCACUGAGGGAAAGUCGCCCACCACGUGGAAACACACCAUUGUCUUGAAUACUUAUCCUCCAGAGGACGAUGAAGAUUAUGACCAGUGUGCAGGAUUGGACCAGGACCCGGACCGGUCUUGUUCGCCGGUCGACUGUGCCAUCAAGUACAAGGGGAAGCGAAACCACUACAACACAGUCACUGGUCACUGCGAGCCAGUGGCUAAGUGCCACACUCGAGCACCUGACAGAGUCACCAUUAUAGCAUACUAUGAUACGGAGCAGAACCUGUGCCACAGCCUCGAUCUGAACAGUAGCGACAACACAGUCUACCUGUCAGAGCUCUCCAUUGCCAACCCAGCCGACAGGGAGCUCAUGACAUCUCUACUGGCCUCUGUUGACGGAGAGAAAGUGAAAAUGGAGGACAUAGCAUUGGAUGUGAUGCUGGGGGCAGGGGCGCCACUCGACUGCAACCACGGAAUGCAGAAGGGGGACGUCUGUCUGUGUGAUCCAGGCUGGGUCUCCAGUGGACUGGACUCCAAACAACACACCCACUGGUGCGACGUUCUGGACGACACAAACCACCAGGUCUCGACCGGUCCCAUACGACUCACCUACAUUCAGGAGCUCUGCGCCAUCUUUGCUCUCUCAGUGGUGAACCUACUACUGUUUGUUGGUUGGAUUCUCCUGGUCACCUUCUGUCUCUGUUGUAGAAACAAGUGUCGUGCUAAAUCCAACACCAGUGAAAAACUAUAAUAGAUGCACACCA